Molecule: messenger RNA, 3789 nt
Organism: Cinara cedri
Lineage: Eukaryota; Metazoa; Arthropoda; Insecta; Hemiptera; Aphididae
Source: the annotation of a GenBank genome assembly
UGGAAUAUUAUCGCCGUUGCCGCGGUGACAAAUGUUUGAACGAAAGCAACACGAGAUUUAGAAAUGCUGGUUAGAAAUGCUUAUUGAACACGUAAACAAAUCAACUGUUGCUCCGUGGUUACGUUCGCCGGAAAAAUUUACGAGCGCCCGCCAACCGGGUAAAUAUCAUUGCGGUGCUUUUGACGAUACUAGAAAUUUGUUUGAUUUUGUAUGAAACACGAUUGCAGCAUUUACCUUUCCUCUGUGAUAAUAUUCAAGCCGCGCAUCAUAACGAUAUCAUCCAUGGCAGUCAACAUCAACAGAAUGUGUUUAAAUAAGCCAAAAAAAAAGUCAACCAUAAAAAAAAAUAGUACAAUUUUCUUAACAUAAGAUUGUAUAGUUAUAUCUAUUUUCUUAGCCUUUCUCUUUUAUGUUUGGUUUUUUGUUUUUGUUUUAAAAUAUUAUGCUCACUACUAAAUUUAUGUACAAAUCUCGUGUCCAUAUAAUCGACAUAAAUGACAUAAUGCGAUCGUUAGACUAAAAUACAUCGCGUUCAGGAAGUCAUAUAUAAAUGUAUAAUAUCAUUUUAUUUGAACGUAUAAACAAAAAAUUUAGUAUACAAUUGUUAACAAUAAAGAAAAAUUGGUUUUCCGGAAAACAAGAGAAAAUAUAAGUACAGAGUGUCCCAUCUAAACGGGCACACUCACUAUUUCGGAAAGUAUUGACUAUCUUCGGAAUUCGUUUGAUAGACCACUUAAGAAACAAACAGCUCGCCAAUUUGAAAUCCAUGUUAUGUUUUGACACCUCUAUUUUUGGGGAUAAAACCAUUACCUACUAUAGAUUUUCAAAUAGCACCUAUAUUAUUGAUCCAAAUAUUUUUAUUUAGGCCACUAUCUGAAAAUUAAAAGUAAAUAGUGGCUUUAUCCUCAAGAAUAAAGGUGACGAAAAAUAACAUAAAAGUAAAAUUGUAAAACCGCUUGUUCCUUAAAUGUUCUACAAAACAAAUUCCGAAAAAAGUUGAUACUUUCCGGGAUAAUGAAUGCACCGACUUAAACAGAACACCCUGACUUAAUGACUUAGGGUCAUUUACUAACAAUAAGAAAAAAAAAUUAAAAUUGUACAAAUUNUGUAAUGAUAUGCUAUUUAAGCUAUCAUACAUUAUGUAAAAUAAAAUAUUAUAAGUCAAACAAUUAACAACGGAAAUUAUAGUUAAACAUUUACAUCCGAUGCCAUUCUUUUUUCUUAUCAAAUAACAUAUAUUUUAGUGCGAUAUUUACUCAUCGUAAGGAGAUAAUACUUAAGCUAUCAUAUAUAAUUAAAAUAAAUUAUUUAGUCAAUAUUGUAAAAUAAUUAUAUUAAUUUGUAGCCAUUAAUUAUUAGAUUAAGUUGUUAGUAUUAACCAAAUUAAGAUAAUACAUUUACACACGCACACACACACAGAUCUCCAGUUAUAAGGAGGCCGGACACUUCUAAUCACACAGAGUGUAUGUAUUGUUCCCGUUGCUUUUGGACAGAUGAUCACAAGCGAGUGUAAAAGACUACGCAGAGAUUCUUACAAAAGCACGGGAACCUAGAACAGUGUUUUAUAUUUUAAAAAAAAUUAAUAAAAAAGAAACAGUUGUUAUAUUAAAAAUCUUUUUAUUUACUACGGUCACCUAUAUCAAAUUCAAUAGAUCAAUUUGCCGCUUGCAGAAGAAAGGUAAUCAAAUUUAUAAUUAAUUUAUACGUGUGAAUCGAAUUUACAUAACUAGGCACCUCCCGCCUUAUUUUUGAAUUACUACAAAGUGGCGCCCAACUAAAAAGCUCGUACCACACCUCCAAAAAAAUAUAUCGAACAUAAUAUUAGCUUAAACGUUUGAUAAUAUUAUCAACCAACUAAUAGGUUAUUCUUAAAGCAAAAAUUAAAUAAAUAAAUAAAAGAAUAUAACUGUCAAUAAAAAUUGUUUAGUACGAGUAGAGAUGGAUACCACCAACUCAACUUUUACUCCGAUAGCUGAAACCGUAUCGAAUUUAGAUCAAAAACAAAUAGAAAUAGAACUUACAAGGCUUAUUACUUCAGGAACACUAUCCGAAUUAAGGACUAGACUGUUACAAUAUCUCAUGGGCGAAUCUAUACCCACUGAUUUUACGAAAUAUAAUACACCUACUUACAACCAAGCAAAUGAAAACGAAAAUACCAUAAAAAUUACUAGUAAAAAACCAUAUUUCAAACCUGGAACAUUCUCGGGACUAAUUUGGGAAAAUUUUGACUCUUUCAUCAAUAAAUAUAAUAUGUCCGCAUCAAUUAAUGACUGGUCUGAAGAAGACAAAAUUCGAUAUUUCCCGGGUUUUCUAGAAGGUACCGCAUUAAAAGCAUAUGAAAAUAUACCAGAUAACAGUAACAUAAAAACUAAAUGGUCAAAUUUAGAAAAACAUUUUCGAAUACAAUUUGAACCUACCGCCUUAAUUGACAUUCUUCGUUCUCAAUUAGAAAAAAGGAAACAACUAGAUGACGAAAAACCCAUUACAUAUAUAACUGACAUAGAAUAUCUAUGCAGACGUGUUGACCCCUUAAUGAAACAACAGGAAAUAAUACGCAAUAUUAUGAAGGGCCUUAAAUCAGAUAUUAUUAGAUAUGUAGGUUUUAUGGACAACAAUACCGUAGAAAAUCUUAAAUAUACUAUUCAAAUAAUUGAAAAAAUUGAAUUUAUGGGGAGUGGUAGGCUAUGCAAUCAAUCACCAUUAAAAACUAAGGAAUCUAUAUUUAAAGAAGAAAUCUUUAAAAUAAGUGAAACUAUAAAAACGUUAAAAGAAAAUAAUGAGAAACUAAUAAAAGAUUUACAAAAUUCAACUAUGACCGAAAAUAUUAAUAAAAUCACAAGUCAAUUUAACGAUAAAUUUAAUAAUCUUAGCGAACAGUUUAAAUCACAAAACAAUCAACAACCAAAAAACACUCAAUAUUUUAGAAAUAAUAAUAAUACUGCGCGCUACAAUUCUCCUAAAGAACAAAACAUAUUUGGAAAUAAUAAUAAUUUCAAAUCCCAAAUACCCCGUACUCAAUGCAAUAACUGUAAAUUAUACAAUCACACUAGUAAAAAUUGUCGUUUUCCUAUAAAUCCGCCGACAUGUCAACUUUGUAAUAGAAUAGGACACAUUGCUCGCGAAUGCCUACAAUAUUUUAAUCAACGAAUAAAUAGGUUAAAUGGCCACAAUGACAAUAGCCAUUACCCUUCUUCGUCAUACACAAAUAUUAAAAGAGAUAGCAACACAAUAAAUCAUAGAAUAAACAUACUCACGGAUUCAUUAUACAUCUAUGCAUACUUAGAUAACUCUAAAAUAUCACUGACCAUUGAUACCGGUGCUAACAUUUGUUGCAUCAGGCAUACACUUAUAUCCAACAGCCAUAAAAUAGAAAAAACACCAAUAAAAUUAACGGGAGCAAACAACGAACCGCUCACUGUACUUGGCUCUACAAUAGUAAACGUUAUUAUAAAUUCUCAAAUGUUCGAAAUAUUAACUUAUGUGGUAAGAAAUUUAUCUUGUUCAUUCAUUUUAGGUAACGAUUUUCUUUUCAAACAAAAAGCUCAUAUAAAUUUCGAAAACGAAACGCUAACAUUACAAAACUUAUUACCUAUAAAAACAUAUAGUAGUCAUAAGAAGAAUCACUAUAUAAAUAAAAUUAAAGAAGAGGUUCUAGAUUUAUUUACAGUAAACCCGACAUAUUCCAUAGCUCAUUGCNAAAACUCAUCUAUUUAUAUAUUAUAUUUUUCUCGACUUUCUAUGAGUAUGUACCGGCAGACACCUAUUGUUAUAAUGUUUGGAUUUAAAUAG